Molecule: messenger RNA, 365 nt
Organism: Effrenium voratum
Lineage: Eukaryota; Dinophyceae; Suessiales; Symbiodiniaceae
Source: the annotation of a GenBank genome assembly
AUGCAGGCGGCAGGCGACCUGUUUGACUGGGGCUCUUUGGAGGGCGCUGUUGCCGCGGCAGCGCAGAAGCCCAGCCCAGUAGCUCCCAAGCUGGAAGCUGCCCAGAAGCAAGUGCUUGAGACCUUGGCCUCCUUGUCUGCUUCUGCGGCCUCUCCGCCCACACAGCCUUCGCUCCAACAGCCCAAGCCGGAGGCGUACAAGGCUGGGAACUUCAAUCAGCUCCGCGUGCAGCACAUCCGCAAGCUGCAAGCUCAAAACCCUACCUUGAAGUUUAAGGAUGCUUCCAAGCAGUGGAUGCUGAGCGCCGAGCGCGCAGCACUUCUGGCAACCUUGCCAGAGGCGGAGCUGAAGAAGCGCCGCUUCAU